Messenger RNA from Pseudophryne corroboree (corroboree frog), 1639 nucleotides. It is a transcript of the gene HM13, whose product is annotated as histocompatibility minor 13. The transcript has 13 exons. The record is from RefSeq and is a predicted model, not a curated record. Gene Ontology annotation, cellular component: lumenal side of endoplasmic reticulum membrane; cytoplasmic side of endoplasmic reticulum membrane; membrane. Bases 128 to 1306 code for a protein of 392 amino acids. NCBI's taxonomy places the organism in Eukaryota, Metazoa, Chordata, Amphibia, Anura, Myobatrachidae. Gene Ontology annotation, molecular function: aspartic endopeptidase activity, intramembrane cleaving. Gene Ontology annotation, biological process: membrane protein proteolysis.
GGAAGUUCUGACCGAUGUCAGUCGCCCAUCUCCUACGUCGCUUCCGGGAGCUUUGGUAACGUGUCCUUACCGGCGGAACCAAGCAUCAUCACCAGCUCUGAGCCCGGAACACAGCGACAUCCCGGACAUGGCGGAGCUGGAACCCGCCGCUCUGCACAAUGAGACUGAUGCCGCCGGGAAUGGCACGACCAAGCUGCCCAACUCUCUGGAGGGGACGGCGCUGGCAUACGGGAGCCUGCUGGGGAUGGCUCUCCUGCCCAUCUUCUUCGGAGCAAUACGGAGCGUCACCUGCGCCCGGGGCAAGAAUUCAUCAGACAUGCCUGAAACCAUAACAAGCAGAGAUGCUGCCCGCUUUCCAAUUAUUGCCAGCUGCACCCUCUUUGGACUGUAUAUUUUUUUUAAAAUCUUCUCCCAGGAGUAUAUAAAUCUCCUGCUCUCCAUGUAUUUCUUCAUCCUGGGAGUGCUAGCGCUUGCACACACCAUAAGCCCGGCCAUGAACAGACUGUUCCCAGAAAACUUUCCAAAUAAACAGUAUCAGCUGCUCUUUACUCAGGGAUCUGGGGACAGUAAGGAAGAGAUUGUGAAUUACGAAUUUGAUACCCGGGACUUGGUGUGUCUACUUCUCAGUGGAGUGGUCGGGGUCUGGUACGUCCUGAAGAAGCACUGGAUUGCCAAUAACCUAUUUGGUUUGGCAUUUGCUCUUAAUGGGGUGGAGCUUCUGCAUCUUAACAAUGUCAGUACCGGUUGCAUCCUGUUGGGGGGGCUCUUCGUCUACGACGUGUUCUGGGUGUUUGGGACCAAUGUCAUGGUGACUGUGGCAAAGUCUUUUGAGGCACCAAUAAAAUUGGUUUUCCCUCAGGACCUGUUAGAGAGAGGACUUGAAGCCAGCAAUUUUGCCAUGUUAGGGCUUGGUGAUAUUGUCAUACCAGGUAUCUUCAUUGCAUUGUUACUCCGUUUUGAUAUCAGCUUGAAGAAGAAUUCUCGCACGUAUUUCUACACCAGCUUUUUGGCGUACAUCUUUGGGCUGGCUCUGACCAUCUUUGUGAUGCACACCUUCAAACAUGCUCAGCCGGCGCUCCUUUAUCUAGUCCCAGCCUGUAUCGGAUUUCCUCUGCUUGUGGCGCUGGUAAAAGGAGAGAUCACAGAGAUGUUCAGCUAUGAGUCCUCUGCGGAAAUUCUACCUCACACUCCACGCCUAUCUCACUUUCCGGUGGUCUCUGGAUCUCCUGCUAGCCUGGCUGAAUCCAUGCAACAAAAACCUUGUUCCCCCCGCCGCAGGCGGCAGCUCAACCCCAGCUCCAUGUGAAGGGUCCCACUCAUAUACGAGGAGCAGCCGAGGAAUGCAUCUGAAGACCAAAAGGAUGAGACAGACAAAAAAGAGGACUGAUAAUUCCAUGUAUUGGGGGAGGGGUAAAAAUCUAUGGGAGAUGACGAGCACUGUCCCCUUAUUACUGCUCCCCCCCCCCCCCCCCCCCCCCCCCACUCAAACUCUGCAAUAUGUGUGUGUGAACAGCUUAUGCUCCUUCUCCAUCGUCCGUUGUGUGCGUACAUAUGUGCCUGUCAAGUGUCACUGGGCUGGUAUUUUUAUAUUCUGUAUGGUGGAUUGCUUUCUAUGGUAUUAAAUCGUCAAUGAAGAUGA